Dreissena polymorpha is the source of this 1906-nucleotide messenger RNA. RefSeq names its product RNA polymerase II-associated factor 1 homolog. The record is from RefSeq and is a predicted model, not a curated record. The transcript is spliced from 13 exons. Gene Ontology annotation, cellular component: Cdc73/Paf1 complex. Gene Ontology annotation, molecular function: RNA polymerase II complex binding; chromatin binding. Gene Ontology annotation, biological process: transcription elongation by RNA polymerase II. The coding region runs from base 95 to 1756 and encodes 553 amino acids. Lineage: Eukaryota; Metazoa; Mollusca; Bivalvia; Myida; Dreissenidae.
GGGUACGAAGCACUAGAAAUGGCGGAGGUGUUUACAAUCUAAACACACAAUUUUGGAGCAAUUUAUCAGCAAUCAAUGAACUGAUUUAUUCAAAAUGCCGCCGACAAUACAAACAUCAAACAAAGAUCGUGACAGAAAACGUGGUGGAGAUAAAAGAUCUGAAUUGGUGUGUUCAGUAAAGUACAACAAUACUUUGCCUGAUAUUCCAUUUGACCCGAAGUUCAUCACCUAUCCUUUUGACCCAACAAGGUUCAUCCAGUACAAACCCACAUCCCUGGAGCGUUCCUUCAAGUAUGAUCUUCUCACUGAACAUGACCUGGGGGUCACCAUUGACCUCAUCAACCCGGACACCUACAAGAUCAACCCUGGGGCUGAGCUGGCCCUGGAAGAUGACAGGCUCCUUGAUGAAGAGUCAACAUCAUACGCAGACCAGAAGAGGUCCCGUCACAAGAUGAUGAAUGUGUCCUGGCUGCGGAAGACCGAGUACAUCUCCACUGAGUACAACAGGUUCAUACAGAAGGCUGACAAGUCUGAGACUAAGGUGGGAUUUAACAUCAAGAAGGCAAUAACAGAAGAAAACUUUUACAAGGACAGAGAGAGUCAGAUUACUGCUAUUGAGAAAACAUUUGCAAAGGCCAAAGAAGAGAUCACCAAACACUACAGCAAACCUGGUGUCGAACCGUUGGAAGUGUUGCCAGUUUAUCCAGACUUUAUGCUCUGGAAACACCCAUUUGCUCAGGUGAUCUUUGAUUCUGACCCAGCACCCAAAGGCCGUACUGGUCCGGCUCUUAUGGAGGAAAUGUCGCAGGCUAUGAUUCGUGGUGCAGUGGAUGAGAGUGGUGAGCAGUUUGUGGCCUACUUUCUGCCAUCUACGGAGACCUUGGGCAAGAGGAAAAGAGACGAAGAGGAGCACGAAGACUAUGUGGCAGACGAGGAGUAUGACUACAUGCUGGCUCGUGAGUACAACUGGAACGUGAAGAACAAGCUGACACGUGGCUAUGAGGAGACCUACUUCAUAGUGUUCAGGGAGGAUGGCUGCUACUACAAUGAACUCGAGACCAGGGUGCGACUGAGCAAGCGUAGAAAAACAGCAGGCAUUGCUGUGGCCAAGUCUCGACUGGUGGUCAAACACAGGGAUCUCAACGACAGGGAGACUCGUGCUCAGGAUGUUCGCAUGACCAUGCUGGAACCAGCACAAGAGGAGGAGGAAGAGGAGGAGGAGGAGGAAGAAUUCAUCAAGAACACUAAUAAUGAUGAUGAGUUUCAAAGUCCCAAAAGCGAGGAUGGUCGCAGGUCAAGAUCACGUUCAAGGUCAAGUUCAAGGUCAAGAUCGAGGUCCCGAAGCGGCAGUGGGUCAAGGUCGCGAUCUCGUUCCCGUAGCGGAAGUAGAAGCCCGAGCGGAUCCAGAUCUCGAUCCAGAAGUAAGAGUGGAAGUAGAAGUAGGUCGCGCUCGGGUUCGAAGUCACCAUCUCGAAGUAGGUCAAGGUCAAAAAGUGGAAGUCGUAGUCCCAGCCGGUCUCGAAGCAGAUCUAAAAGUGGUUCUAGAAGUGCUAGCAGAAGCAAAAGUAGAAGCAGAAGUGGCUCGAGGUCACCGUCGCGGUCGAGAUCGCGCAGUCGUAGCGGAAGCCGCAGCCGAUCGGCAAGUAGGUCAAGGUCACGCAGCGCAAGCCGCAGUGGUAGCGAGAGUGAGGCAGACAGAGGAAAGAAGGACGAGGAAGAAAUCUUUGGUUCUGAUAGUGACUCUGACAGUAAUUGAGGAUACUCAUUCUCUGCUACCUACAUUGUAUAUACUUAUGAAACGAUUAUGUUCAAUUCGUUUGUGUUGUCGUACAGGCACAAGCGUUCAUGGUGAUGAUUCUGUUAGGAGUCAUAUUCAUAUUUGGUCUGAUAAAAACUCGGCACUGUG